GCUUGUCAGUCAACGAAAAUACAACCCUGUAAUGGCGUGUGUUUGUGUACAAGAAUUAUCAAAAGUAAAAAAAGAAGAAAAUUGACAAAAUUUUAAUUAUUUUUCGUGAAAAUUCAAACAAUUUUCGUAUAAACUUAAACAAAAUAUAACUAAUACACGCUCAAAUUGCAAAUAAACAUACAAUUCAUAAAGAAAUGCUUAGAAAACUUGUAGAAAUGCGGUAUGAUAAACUUUUCAAAGUGUAGUAAAUUUUUUUUGCAACGAAACUGACGACACAGGAACGACGGCUUAUUUGAUCAAGAAAAAAUUGCAGUACCAUAAAAUGGUUAAAAAUUCACAAUAUCCAUGCUUUCAUAAAUUUACUAACAUAAAUAUUCAGUCAUUUUAACAAAAUAUCUGUGAGAAACAAACAAAUAUUGCAAAAAAGUAAAGGAAUAAAUUCAUCGAGAAAAAAUAUUCAUCGUCAAAGAAAGUGAGCGGUGGUGCAAAAAAGAACAAAAAAAACUUGUGAACAAGAAGCAGCACAAGCAGCAGCAUACAUUAGUGGCGAAAAAUAAAAGAAAAAGAAUAAAAGCAUUUACCAAUAAUACAAAAAAUAUAACGAAAAACUAAUAGAAAGAAAAUAGAGUUUCUUGUUGUUUGUGCAAUUGAUGCAAUAAACCAGCAUAGAACUCUCCAUAAAAUAUAUACUUUUGGAAAUAAAGAAGAAAACCAUAAAAUACUUAAAUCUUGUUAAAAGAGCAAACGGGAAGAAGAAGAAACGGUGCUCAAGCACCAUUAUUUGGUGCUUAGCUACCCCCCAAAAGGUGCUUCUGCAGAAAAUGUUAAACUCUUUGCCAAAAGCCACAAAGAUGGCUUCAUAAUCGAAUCAAAUCACUAUUAGCAGCAAUAUAAGAAUUCUAUACUAAUACCAUUAAAAUCUUAAAUUGGACAAUGAAUUCAAUGAUCACAGUAUAGUGUACUAAUAUCCAGAAAACAACGAUAAUCAAUUAGAAAUUUUUUUAAACAAAAGAGUAAAAACAAGACAUUUGGGUCAGCAGCACCCUGGUCAGGAAACAGCAAAUACCACACCAUAUUUUCAUAGCCUGCCCUUUGAGAGCAGGCCUUUAUAAAUAUUGUUUCUUCCCGGCCACGUUAAAUAAAAGCUGCCACCAUUCGGAAGAAAAAUACAAACAACAUGACCCACAAUAUCGGUAUGGCGCCAUAUCGUUUGCCGGGUCCAGCGGGAGGUAUAAUGCCACCCGAUUUUAAACCACCACCUCCAUCAUCGGAUAUAAUCUCGGCGCCGAGUAAUCCGAAAAAACGGCGAAAGACAUCGAAUGCCAACUCAGCAGCGGCAGUAGCGGCGGCCGCAGCAGCUGCAGCCGCUGCUGCCAACUCUAUGCAGCAAUCACAAGCACCUCCCACACCACAGGAUCUGCUGCCUCCACCACCGAUGGGGGGCUAUGGCGAUACGAUAGUGGCUUCUAAUCCGUUUGACGAUACACCGCCCAGCAUGUCUAGUUCGAUGUCCGCAAUGAGUCACAUGGGUGGCCCACCAGGACACUUUGGUCCCGGUCCGGGACCUCAUAUGGGCAUGGGUGGUCCUCACGGUCCUCCUCCGCACAUGCAUCCUCACAUGCACCCACAUCAUCCAGGCGGCCCACCACAUCCACAUCAUCCCAUGGGCGGACCUCCGAUGCGCGGUAUGAGUCCGAUGGGUAUGAGCAGUCCCAUGGGUGGUCCAGGUCCCGGUCAUCCCAUGGGACCAGGAGUUGGCCUGCCUCCACAUAUGAAUCACGGUCGACCUGGCGGUCCUCCAAUGGGUAGUCCUAUGGGCGGAAUGGCUUCGAUGGGUGGUAUGAGUCCCAUGGGAGGUAUGGGUGGUCCAAGCAUAUCACCGCACCACAUGGGCAUGGGUGGGCUAUCACCUAUGGGAGGACCAGGAUCGAAUGGUCCUCGUGGCAUGGGUUCGCCAAUGCCAGGUGGGCCUGGUCCUGGCCAAGGCUCACCUAUGAAUUCACUGCCAAUGGGUUCACCAAUGAGCGGCGCUAUCGGCAGUCCUCUGGGACCGCCAACGUCUCAACAAGGUCCUCAUCCGCAAAAUCAGUCUCAACAUCCUCCGCCUCACAUGAAUAACGGCCAAAUGGGCCCACCUCCCAUGCACAGUCCACUUGGAAAUGGACCGACGCAGCAGAACCAUAUGUCUGGAGGUCCAGGACCUGGCCCUGGACCCGGUGGACAGCUACAGCCCCCAGGCAUGGGUCCAAAUCAAGGUGGUAUCUCUCCUGCUCACAGUAUGGCCUCAAACACAAGUGGCAAUAGCAAUAACCCCAACAACAGCAACAAUAACAACAAUCAAAAUCCAAUGCUUUCCCCUGCGGCACGACAUGGUAUACCACAAUCACCGUCAUCCAGUAUGAAUGGACCCCUGCCGACUUCAUCUUCCUGUACGUCCUCCUCAUCAAGCUCAGCGACAACGACGUCCACUGCGUCAACGUCAGUGCCUACAACUUCGCCAGCGCCAGGCAACGGACCGAUGGCGAUGUCUCCACAUCAUCAAAUGAGUGGGAGUGGGCCUGGACCUAGUCCUGGUCCCGUUGGCAUGAACAAUAUGAGCGGCCAUGGACCCAGUCCCCUAGCCUCUCCAGCUUUACCUGGUCAUCCGAAUUCAAACAGCAGCAACAACAACAGUAAUACAGGUGGUAAUAAUCCCAUGAAUAAUAUGGGUGGUGCUAGUCCUCAUAGUAAUAACGGGCCUAUGGGAGGACCCUCAAUGGGUGGACCCAACAACAGCAACAACAAUAAUGGUAUAAAUAUGGGCGGUGGUGGAAGUGGUGGACCGAUGCAACAACAAAUGAAUCCUAAUGUUCCUAUGCAGCAACCGCAACAGUCACCGCACGCAAAUAUGCCCAUGGGCAGUGGCGGCUCCGGCGGCAAUGGUCCUAACUCAAUGGGUAUGGGUGGCCCCAAUCAGAUGUUACCUCCCCAACAGCCAUCGCCGCAUCUCAGUGGACCACAACACUCACAACUCAUGAAUCAUCACGGUGGUCCCGGUGGAAUGCCUUCACCUCACAUGAUGCACGGUCCUGGCGGCGGCAUGGGCCCUCAAAUGGGCAUGGGUGGAGGACCACCAAAUCACAUGGGUGGACCUCAUCACAUGAUGAGUGGCGGUCCACAUCACAUGGGACCUGGUCCUAAUUCGCAUAUGGGUAAUAUGGGUCCUGGUAUGGGACCCGGCGGCAUGAAUGGUCCACAUCAUCCUCACGGGCCACAUGGGGCUCAUGGCGGUCCUCAUGGUGGUCCUCAUGGUGGCCCUCAUGGAGGUCCUCAUGGUGGUCCUCAUGGCGGUCCUCACGGCGGUCCACAUGGUGGCCCUCAUGGCGGUCCUCAUGGUGGUCCACAUGGUAGUCCUCAUGGUGGCCCACACGGCGGUCCACAUGGUGGUCCUCAUGGUGGCCCACACGGCGGUCCACAUGGUGGUCCUCACGGCGGUAUGCCACCUCAUCAUCCUCAUCACAAUCCAAUGGGCGGAGGACCACCUCCUGGUAUGUUUGGCGGUCCUGGUCCCGGUGGUCCAAUGGGUCCUAUGGGCGGACCGAUGGGUGGUCCAAUGGGACCGGGUGGCCCACCUAAGCCAAUGACAAUGGGUGCGGGCAAAAUGUAUCCUCCUGGUCAACCGAUGGUUUUCAAUCCACAAAAUCCCAACGCACCUCCAAUAUAUCCAUGCGGCAUGUGCCACAAAGAAGUCAAUGAUAACGACGAAGCUGUAUUUUGCGAAUCUGGUUGUAAUUUCUUUUUUCAUAGAACUUGUGUUGGUUUAACGGAGGCCGCUUUUAAAAUGUUAACAAAAGAAGUUUAUGCUGAAUGGUGCUGUGACAAGUGUUUAUCCACCAAACACAUACCAAUGGUCAAAUUUAAAUGUUAAAAAAACCGAAAACUAAA
Molecule: messenger RNA, 3924 nt
Organism: Lucilia cuprina (Australian sheep blowfly)
Lineage: Eukaryota; Metazoa; Arthropoda; Insecta; Diptera; Calliphoridae
Product: protein pygopus-like
Exons: 3
Coding region: 1178-3907 (909 amino acids)
Source: RefSeq, a predicted model, not a curated record